This is a messenger RNA of Tachysurus vachellii, 3287 nucleotides long. RefSeq names its product calcium/calmodulin-dependent protein kinase (CaM kinase) II delta 2 (gene camk2d2). Gene Ontology annotation, cellular component: neuron projection; cytoplasm. The transcript is spliced from 20 exons. The record is from RefSeq and is a predicted model, not a curated record. Gene Ontology annotation, biological process: protein phosphorylation. Lineage: Eukaryota; Metazoa; Chordata; Actinopteri; Siluriformes; Bagridae. Gene Ontology annotation, molecular function: calmodulin binding; ATP binding; calcium/calmodulin-dependent protein kinase activity. The coding region runs from base 177 to 1721 and encodes 514 amino acids.
AUGGCAGCGUCCGUGCGCGCGCCGAAGAGCUGAUGAAAGAACGGAACUUUUAUUUCUUCUCCGUUCUUCUUUUCUGAUCCGCCGGUGACACUCCAGCCCUUUAAUCCUCUGCGCGCGCACGUUAGCAGCAUCAGCGCGCGCGCUCUCUGUGCGGACUCUUCAUCUCUCACUGCACCAUGGCGCUGAACGUCUGCACGCGAUUUACCGACGAGUAUCAGCUCUACGAGGAGCUCGGGAAAGGAGCAUUCUCUGUGGUGAGAAGGUGUGUGAAGAUCUCAUCAGGCCAGGAAUAUGCAGCAAAAAUCAUCAACACCAAAAAGCUCUCCGCCAGGGAUCAUCAGAAACUGGAGCGAGAAGCUCGAAUCUGCAGACUGUUAAAACACCCCAAUAUAGUCCGUCUGCAUGACAGUAUAUCCGAGGAGGGCUUCCAUUACCUUGUGUUUGAUUUGGUCACUGGUGGAGAGCUGUUUGAAGACAUUGUAGCAAGAGAGUACUACAGUGAGGCUGAUGCCAGUCACUGUAUUCAACAGAUUCUGGAAAGCGUUCAUCACUGUCACAUUAACGGCAUCGUGCACAGAGAUUUGAAGCCUGAGAAUCUGCUGCUAGCAAGUAAAUUGAAGGGAGCUGCAGUAAAGCUGGCUGAUUUUGGACUCGCAAUUGAGGUGCAGGGAGAACAGCAGGCCUGGUUUGGUUUUGCUGGGACUCCUGGUUAUCUAUCCCCUGAGGUUCUGAGGAAAGAUCCUUAUGGGAAACCAGUGGACAUGUGGGCCUGUGGUGUGAUCCUCUACAUCCUGUUAGUUGGUUAUCCUCCAUUUUGGGAUGAAGAUCAGCACCGUCUCUAUCAGCAGAUUAAAGCUGGAGCCUAUGACUUUCCUUCUCCAGAAUGGGACACAGUGACUCCAGAUGCAAAAGAUCUGAUUAAUAAAAUGCUCACAAUAAACCCAAAUAAACGCAUCACUGCAACCGAGGCACUUAAACACCCCUGGAUCUGUCAACGCUCCACUGUGGCCUCCAUGAUGCACAGACAGGAAACGGUGGAGUGUCUAAAGAAGUUUAAUGCUAGGAAGAAGUUGAAGGGAGCCAUUUUAACCACACUGCUAGUUACCAGGAACUUUUCAGCAGCUAAGAGUUUAUUGAACAAGAAGCCGGACAAUGUGAAGGUCAACAACAAGACCAACAAAGACACAAGCACUUCCCCUGCACUGGAACCUCAGACUACUGUCAUUCACAAUCCAGUGGAGAGAAACAAGGAGUCAACAGAGAGCACCAACACCACUAUAGAGGAUGAGGAUAUAAAAGCCUGUCAGGUUGUCAGAAAAGCCAGAAAGCAAGAGAUCAUUAAAGUCACUGAACAGCUGAUUGAGUCUAUCAACAAUGGUGACUUUGAAUUUUACUCUAAGAUGUGUGAUCCUGGGCUAACGUCUUUUGAGCCAGAGGCUUUGGGGAAUCUGGUAGAAGGCCAUGAUUUCCACCGGUUCUACUUUGAGCACGCUCUGUUGAAGGGCACUAAACCGGUCCACACUAUCCUGUUAAACCCUCAUGUCCACCUGAUCGGCGAGGACGCUGCGUGCAUCGCAUACAUCCGUCUCACUCAGUAUUUAGACUCCGGCCAUCCGAGAACCACUCAGUCUGAGGAGACACGAGUUUGGCAUCGGCGUGACGGGAAGUGGCAGAACAUCCACUACCACCGCUCUGGAGCACCCAGUGCCAAGUACCAAUAAAUAAACACCAAUUAUCCAUUAUUAAUAAUCACCAAUAACUGAUAAUGAAACCUUAAUAACAAUAAUCAACUCCUUACACUUCCACUGCUUCACACCCACUGACUGUACUUAGCUCAGUGUGUGUGUGUGUGUGUGUGUGUGUGUGUGUGUGUGUAUGUAUAUGAUGUGUGUGUUGCAGUUGAAGUGAGCCUGCCUUUGUAUGGCCACUUAAAGGCCACGCCCUCUGCAUCAACUCACUGCAAGCCCCUCCCCCUUAUUAACAUAUACCUGAACGUGGAUGAGAGAACGUUCUCGCUCUCUGUCUCUUUCUCUCAUUGUAACACACACAAUGAAAGUGAUGAAAGGAUGAUGUGUUUAUAAAUUGUGUGUGUGUGUGAAAUUUGUCACAUAGUGUAUGUACAUCACCCUAACACACUACACACACACACAAACACACACACACAGAAAAAAGCUAAAUUAUUGUUAAGGAUUUUUACACACACACACACAGUGUGUAUUAAUGUGAUUAUAUACAUUAAUUAAAGUGUAUAAGUGUAAACGCUGUGAGAAUGUAGCAUAAAGCACAUGAGCAGAUUAUUAUAGACAUCAUUAAUAUUCAUGAUAACUAAUGUUUAUUCAUAUAAAUCUUAUUGUUUCUGGGUCCAAGCACAUAGUUUUUUGCUAUAAUUCUUCUUACUCUUGUUAUUAUUAAUCUUAUUAAUAUAAUUGUUGUUAUCGUCCUUGUUAGCUGUAGCACUGUAGAAUUUUUCAUUUUCUGUGUUGAAGCACAGCGAGGAAUAAAACUGUAAGGUGUAGAAAUGUAGCAGGACAGUGACGUGUCCAAUCCCAUCCACACCUUGGCAUCGAUCACCUUAUAGAGCAGGAUUUAUAAAAUUAGCUUCACCCACUUUACUUGAGUUAUUUUAAUCUACACAUCAUGAAGACAAACAUAAUGAGCUGUAGACAUGACAGUGUUAUCAGGGCACUGUGACCUGCUCAUGGCUGGAUUUACAUUUACAACAUUUAGCAGAUCCUUAUUCACAUUUCAUACAACUGAGUGACUGAGUGUUAAGGGCCAUGUUCAGGGGCCCAAAAGUGGACGACUGUUGGACCUGGGAUUCAAACUCACAACCUUCUGAUCAGUGGUCCAACCACUUAGUCACUAAGCUUCCACAUCCCCCACAUAUAAAGGACAAUGUCUAUUCAUUUAAAUUUCUCAUGUUUAUUUAUUCGUAUAAAGAUCCUUUAUUAUUACCAGCCUCCUGUCCUUGUGUACUGUCACUAAUGUAUUCUGCUUAUUUAUUAAUUUGAUUAUUUCUUUAUGGUUGUUAAUGACAUUAUUGUGUACAUGUUGUGUGUAAUAUAAUGAGGUUUAAAGCUGACUGGUCAGUGUGAUAUUCUGGCCCACGGCCCCGGUUUACUUAUUGAGGUGAUGAUGUCAUCAGUGUGUCACAACAGAACAGUCUUCCUUAAGGAGAAACCAGUCAUCACAUUUUAGGGUGUUAUUAUUAUCCUGAUCCUUGUUGUUGUUGUUGUUGUUGUUGUUGUUGUUAAAUUGCUCUGCUGAAACCUCACUAUAGAGAAAUU